AUGGCUCAAUAUUCUUCUCAUCUCUUAUGCUUAUUGCUCUCAAUCAUCUCGAUACUAUCUUUCGGCCAAACCGAAGCCACUACAAUCGCAAGUUUGGUGCCAAAAUCGCUAUACGACUCAAUGUUCAUCCACAAGGAUAAUACCGCUUGCCCCGCAAAUGGUUUCUACACUUAUGAAUCUUUCGUGGAAGCAACGAGGCGGUUUCCAAGAUUCGGGAGUGUGGGAAGCCUUGAGACACGGCGGCGCGAAGUGGCUGCGUUUUUGGCUCAAAUUUCACACGAGACGACAGGAGGAUGGCCAACCGCACCGGACGGACCGUACGCUUGGGGAUUGUGUUUUAAAGAAGAAGUGAAUCCACAAAGUAAUUAUUGCGAUUCUUCUAAUACGGAGUGGCCUUGUUUUUCUAACAAGACGUACCAAGGAAGAGGUCCAAUUCAACUCUCGUGGAAUUACAACUACGGACCGGCCGGUCGAGCUCUAGGAUUCGACGGUCUAAGGAAUCCAGAAACGGUUUCGAAUAAUUCAGUGAUAGCUUUCCAAACAGCACUUUGGUUUUGGAUGACUGAACAGAGUCCAAAACCGUCGUGCCAUGACGUCAUGAUCGGAAGAUACAGACCUACGACGGCUGAUUUGGCGGCUAACCGGACCGGUGGUUUUGGUUUAACCACAAACAUUAUAAACGGCGGUUUAGAGUGUGGGAUUCCUGGAGACGGGCGGGUGAAUGACCGGAUCGGGUAUUUUCAGAGAUAUGCUGGGCUGUUUAAUGUAGCAACUGGGCCGAAUUUGGACUGUGAGAAACAAAGGCCCUUCGCUUAA
Molecule: messenger RNA, 816 nt
Organism: Arabis nemorensis
Lineage: Eukaryota; Viridiplantae; Streptophyta; Magnoliopsida; Brassicales; Brassicaceae
Source: the annotation of a GenBank genome assembly